Molecule: messenger RNA, 477 nt
Organism: Gossypium arboreum
Lineage: Eukaryota; Viridiplantae; Streptophyta; Magnoliopsida; Malvales; Malvaceae
Exons: 3
Coding region: 1-477 (158 amino acids)
Molecular function (GO): nucleic acid binding; RNA-DNA hybrid ribonuclease activity
Source: RefSeq, a predicted model, not a curated record
AUGCGACUGUCCAACAAUCAUGUACCAGCUACAGGGGUUUUUCGAGAUUCUGAAGCUAGGUGGAUCCUUGGGUUUGAACAGAAUAUUGACUAUUGUUCAACACUGCACUCUAAGCUCUGGGCUGUAUUUGAUGGAAUUUCAAUUGUUGUCGAAUAUGGUAUGGAUAACUUAAUAAUAGUGAGUGAUAAUAAGCAGCUGGUUAAUAUGCUUACUCGAGAAACUAAUGAAGCGAUUAACUUUGCUUUAGCCAGAAGGAUUUUGCUGAUGUUAAAGAGAUAUGUAAAGAUGUCAGACAGAUCUGAUGGUGUUGAUAAUGAUGAGGUUAAUAGUAAUAUACCGACCUCUGAUCAAGGGACGAGUAGUAAUAUCUCAAUUCGUCAUAUGAAUACUCUGGCUCAACAACCUCCACCCGCUGUUAUAUCUUCUGUUAUACCCCCUAUUGCACCUCCACCUCCUACUGUGACUGAGCCUAGUUGA